Molecule: messenger RNA, 446 nt
Organism: Drosophila arizonae
Lineage: Eukaryota; Metazoa; Arthropoda; Insecta; Diptera; Drosophilidae
Gene: peg
Product: pegasus
Molecular function (GO): protein binding
Source: RefSeq, a predicted model, not a curated record
UUAUGGCUAUUGUGUUUAUUUAUAGUGACGCUCUAUGCGCUGACACUGGUGCAGUGCCUCAGCCUGCCCGAUCCGAAUGUGAAGUGCAACAUGGAGUGCGAUACGCAGGAGAAUCAAUUUAUAUGCGCGGCGGAUGACAAAGGAGUCACCAAAACGUAUCGCAAUGUUUGUAUUAUGAAGACUGAGAAUUGCCUCCAGAAUGCAAACUUUCAGAAGAUCAGCGACAAGGAAUGUCCAUAGAUGCUAGAGCCAAGUCCCAGCUUUGACAGUGCGCAGAUUUAGAACGAUGACAAAAUUCAUCAAACUUUCAGUUCUUGCGUGGUAUUUGUGUGUGAUAUUUUUAAGUUGUGCUGCAGCAGAAUACAAAACACGCCCCUCUCUUUAAAGCCCCUUACCCUACCAUAUGCCCCAUCCCAAGCUACAAAUAUGUAAUACAUAUUAAUGAU